AUGGACUCCGACGCGAGGGCCAGGGCCAACGUGCCCCGCCAGGGACCGAAGCAGAGCACCAACGGCAUGGACUCGUACCACCGCUACGUCGCCGAGUCGAACAUGGUGCGAGAAGACGAUGUCGUCGAGAGGCCGUAUACCGGCCGGUCGUUCAGCACACCACGCCCUUCGAUGCUGGACGCCUCUUCCUCCUCCGGCAGCAGCAGCAACGGUGAUUGUGAUGGAGAUAUUGGGACGACGACGUUGGCGGUGCCAGAGAUUAUGAUCACGAGCCCGAGUAAACCGUCGACGCCGGGACCGAGGUACUCCUUGACGCCGCGGCAGUCGAAUUUUGCACCAGUCGCGAGGUUAGCUGUUCCUACGAUGCGGCCUAUUCCGCAGGGACAACCACUGCCGUCAAUACAUUCACUACAACCGUCACAACCGAUCCGACAGAUGCUGCAGCCUACAAUACGCAUACCACCGCAGAGCUCCGACUCUGAUGAUUUGAAGAAGCGAGAUGGCCUGAUGGACGUAUCGUUACCAUACCGACCUUUCUACCUGCAACGAAGGGUAUUGAGCUCGUUUGCGAUUCUGUUCGCGGGGUUGUUGAUUACGGUAGAAGCUGUGCUGGAUCUAUCGAACAAAAGAGGCGGUCUUGGGUCGCCGGACCACGGGUUCAGGUAUUUGUGGCAGUACGGCUCGGCAUUCAUAUUCACGUGUAUCGCGGCGCUGUGGGCGAGACCGGAGCACCAAGCAAAAGCGAACGCCCCGUGGAUUCGCAUGUCGAAGGGACCGGCGAGCGUCGACCGGACUUUAAUGCUGGAUUACGUCUUCAUGUUCGAACCUUGGGCCAUCGCUAAAGCGACGAAGAAUCGGGAUUGGUUGGUGGCGGCUGCUGCAUCUAUCGGCCUCACGUUGAAGCUCAUCAUCGUCAUUGCCGUGGCGCUUGUCAGCCCGACGUUCCAGAUCGUCACGGCGCGAGGUGUGAGUCUCAACUUGCAGAAUGCGUUCGUAAACGACCCCUCUGGACUUCGAUCGGCGGGUGCUCUGCCCUUCUUCACCAUGGUCGGACUGCAGACUAAAGGGCUCAACUUUCCGGACGGCACCUCGAAGGAGUUUGCGUUCCAGUCUUUUUCGUCGGAUAUUCCUUCAACGGCUGAGCUGCGGGCAGACGUGGAAGGUUUCCAGUCGGAUAUUGAGUGCGAGCCGGCGCAGCUGAACCUCACCGGCAUUCAGUUCAUCCAGGCCUCCGAUACACAACUCAAUGUCACCGUGUCGACUCCGACGUGUUUCAUGACGCAAGAGAUCCCGAACAUGGCCCUCGUCGGGUUUACUCUCCCGACCUUCUUCACCGCUUUCCAAGCGGGCUCGUGUGGGAACUCGCAGUCCCCGGAUGAUGGGAGGGUGGUGGUGAUGUCGGGCGCCAUAACCAUCGACAGCUCGUCGCUUCCGGUCACCAGCGAUACCUUCAACGUCCCGAUCUCGGGUAGGGUGACUCGCUCUGCUGCGCUGAUAUGCCGCCCGACGUACAACCUGACGACUGUCCACGUCAAGAAGAACAACACGCAACUCAUCGAUAUCGACCGACCCCGCUCUGCGAAGAACCGCACUUUGAGUUUGGUCCAGCCCAUGGACAUUGUGCAAGGCCAUUUCGCAUCGUAUCCAACCGACUCUCAGAUCCUCGGAGCCAUGCCCAACGUGAACAGUCGGUACCCUGGCAUCGCGGUCGUUGCCUCCGACGCGAUCAUGAACUCGGCGGUUGCGAUGGAAGUCAAGGACAACGGAAUCCCACCGAUUGACAACUUGCUGCGAACGGACAAUCUCACCAGCAUAGUGACAAACUACUGGCGCCAGUACACCGCCCUCGUCGCGAGGAACUCGUUGAUGGCCGAGACGGUCCCGCAGCAGAAGACCACCGGCACCGCAGUCAUCAUCGGAGAACGCCUCAACGUCCGGCCCAUCCCGGCGCACCUGCUGUCCGGCCUCCUCGGUUUCGCUUUGGUCCUCACCCUCGUCGCCGUCGCUUUCGCCCCGAGAACAGGCUUCCUCCCGCGCCACCCGAACACCAUCAUCAACAUGGCGACACUCCUUGCCCAUAGCAGGUCGCUUUUACAAUGCCUGCGUGGGACGGGUGCUGCGCACGUGUCGACUGUCCGCGAGAGGUUGCUUGGCACGAGUUAUUACACCGGUGUGGAACCGUACGAGAAGGCGGCCAAGGGUGCGGGAUACUUCAAGAUCUUCGGAGGCAACCCGCCGCCGCAGGAUACGCCCCCUCAGUUUGUCAAGACGUCCAACUGGGGCCAUCCACUCCCGCUGCAUCCAGCGGCUCGGUUAGCCGCUGUUUUCAUCAUGGCGGCUAUGAUCAUCUCUCUGGAGGUCGUGCUGCGGCUCUCCGAGGCACACCAGGGAAUCACGACCGUCACAGCGAAUACGGAUCGCCACUUCCUUUGGACAACUGGCCCAGGCGUGUUGUUUGGCAUUGUAGCGCUGUACCUUGCCUCCGCGGACUGUGCCACGCGAUGCCUUGCGCCCUAUACCAAGCUGAGGCAGGGUGGCUCGUUCGAGACGACUGUCGGGUUGGACUUCAUGGAUAAGUCGAAGCCGAGGAUUGUGUAUGAUGCCGCGAAGACGAAGAACAUUGCGGUUAUCGUUACGACGAUCUCGGUCUUUGUUGCUUCGCUUCUCGCUACGUUCUCAGGGGCGCUAUACACCACUGUCCCGAUCCCAUCUACUCGACCGGUUACCUUGCAACUUGUCGACCAGUUCAUCAACGCUUCCGCGCCGUGUCCGACAUGUACCACGGACACCCUCCUAGCAUCACUUAUCCUCGACGCGAACCUGACGUUCCCGUCCUUCACAUUCGAAGACCUCAACUUCAAAGGCGUGCAGCUUACCACCCCACUAUCGAUGCAGGAUGGCGCGAGUACCAUCCUCGUCAACCUCCCCGCCCUGCGGUCCCGUCUCGACUGCAGACUGUACCCGCAGUCGGAGAUCAACACCAACUUCACGAUCCCGGAUCUUCCUACCCAGCAGUUCGUAAAGGACCAGGGAAUGCGCAUCGACAUCGCAGGAGAACCAUGCCUGGACCCCUCCAUCCGCUCCAACGCGGUCCUCCCGCCGGGUGUAUCCCCCUCAUCCGUCUUCGGCGUCGCCACACCGCGGUCUGCGACUUCGAGCCAAUGUUCCGACUUCACCUACGUCUGGGGCCAGCUGGCCGACACCACGCCCUCGCAAGUGGGAUACAUCUCCGCGAUGGGCUGCAACGAGACCCUGGAGACGGUCAUGGCCACGGUCCGCCUCACGGGUUCCUCGCUGCACAUCGACCCGACCUACCCCCCUCGCGUCCAGGAACUCACCGCGCGGCCCACAAAACUGACCCUCCUGCCGCUGCAGUACGGCCUGAUGGCGAACCUGACGACCGGGAACCAACUCGACCCCUUCUUCUCCUCCCUCGUCACCUCCCGCUUCGCCAUCCCCGCCGGAAACCUCGGCGACCCGGGCCUCACCAAGAGCGGCCGCGUAGCCGACGCCAUCGUCCGCCAACACGGCAUUGUCCGCGCCCAAAACCUCAACGUCAACUCGCGCAGACGCCUGCCCGACCUCACCGCCCAGGAAGUCAUCCCCGGCAUGCUCGAGGACACGACCGUCACGAGCCUCCGGCGCCUCGUGCAGGACGACGCCUCCACCCGCAUCAUCCAGUCCAUCCUCGCCCUCCUCCUCCUCCUCACCCUCUUCGCCUGGCUCCUCACGCCGGGAACCGACACGAUCCUCCCGCGCAACCCGUGCAGCAUCGCCUCCGUCGCGGCGCUCCUCGUCGACGGCAACGUCUUCGGCUUCCUCGGCCGCGGCGCCGAGUGGAUGCCCACCGAGGAGGUCGAGCGGAGCUUCCUCGACGGCAGCCGCGCGAUGGGGUUCAAGAUGAGCUGGGAGCGCGUGAGGCAGCGGAGGGUGGAUAUCGUGGCGGCGGAGCGCGAGCAGGAGACGGCGUUCGGGAUCAGUGUGAAGAGGGCGGGCGGCUGGGGCGGUGGCGAGGACGUCGGGUUGGGGAUUCUGGCAAGGGUGAAUCGGGCGCAGAGGGGGUUCGUGAGGGGUUGGGGACGGAUGUCUACGUGA
This is a messenger RNA of Colletotrichum karsti, 4095 nucleotides long. RefSeq lists its product as uncharacterized. The transcript has a single exon. The record is from RefSeq and is a predicted model, not a curated record. Bases 1 to 4095 code for a protein of 1364 amino acids. Lineage: Eukaryota; Fungi; Ascomycota; Sordariomycetes; Glomerellales; Glomerellaceae.